AUACAGGGGUAUUCAAGUAAAUCCACAAAUACUCAAAUAAGAUCUUCUGAUAAUCUUUUUCAAAACCAAGGGGCUUCAGCAAAGAAAAAUGUACCUUACUCCUGCCUUGCUGUCUGAGUCUGUUUCACCAGUAGAUGAGAGAAGCCAGUGUGAAACUUCAGAGAGUUCAGGGAAAGCAUCAUUUCACAAUUUGGCAUCCAGUCAAGAGGAGAUGACAUGUAGGUUAACCUCCAGCAGAACAGAAAUAACUGAACAAGGAAAACUGGGGGAUAAACAUGAAGCAGCACGGUUGGAAUGUACUGAAAGUCUAACAGAAUCUUCAAAAACUCCAUUACUCAGAAAAAGUAGUUCUGAAUCUGCAGAAGAAAUGCAAAGGAAGAGAGGAAAGAUCACAAACCCACGGAUUGGGACCACAAAGCAAAGUCUGAAAAAAACAACUCCAUCUAAUAAGGAUGACAGGGAAUCUUGUUCCUUUCCCUCUAGAAGCACAUCAUCAUCUGUGGAGUAUGACAGCGCAACGGUUGAUGCUAUAGUUACGGCUCCACAUAGUGAACCACCCAAGAAGCCUCCCCAGUGUGCUGAAGAUCAAGAGAAGGAAGAGGAGCCAACCAAAAUCUCAGAGUAUUUUUUCAGUGACAUCUUUAUGGAAGUAGAUGACGCAGAAUAGCAAAUUGGCUUUCUAAAAAUGGUGGGAUCUUAGUACAGCUAAAUAAAGUUAUCAUUUUUUAGGAAAACAUUACUUGUUUUAAUAUUAAUUAUACCAAGUUUAGCAUCAAUUACUGUUAGUAACUUCCAUAAGGAGUCAUUUUCUUCUAAAUGGGUGCUUUCAAAAGGUUGACAUAAGCUAAACCACUAUGUUGGUGUCACUGGACCAGAACAGUGGCUGCGGGAUUAAUUUUCACUUGUUUGGAUCUUGGUAAUGGGUGCAUGAUUGUCUUCUAGAGAAGUGCAAUGCAAAAAAUGCUUAUUCUGGUGACAAGCUAUUCCUUUGAAUUUAAUGCUAAAGACUGUGAUACUGAUUAUAUAAGUUCUUUACUUCUUUUUGUGAAGUAUGCUGUAUUAGUAUGUUAGAGGGGAAAACCUUUUAUUUACAGUGCAAUCUCUGUAGAUCAGGAUGCAAAUACUGAAAGUACCAUCAUAAAUGCAUAAUUCUGUUCAGCACUGCAGGUAUUUUUAUUAGCAUCUCCAAAUUAUGUAUUUUUGUAUUUAAGAUGUCUUACAGAAGUUAAAAGACCCUAGCCUGAAAAGCCAAAUGACUUUAGCUCCUUUAAAAUGCAUAGAGGAAAAACCUGAAAAACAUUUAAUUUACACAGUGAUAAUCUUUGGAACUGUCCUAUUGGAAUGACAGGAAGAGUUUAAUGUUUCUCAGUACAAAUGCCAGUUUCCUUCUGUUGUGAUUUAACCCAGCAGGCAGUUAAGCACCACAGAAAGUGGAAUGAGGGAGAAUAGGAGUCGUGGAUGAGAUAAAAACUCUUUACCAAGACAGAAAAGGAAAAUGAAGACAAACAUGCACUAACAGAUAAAUAUCUCCACAGUGCAACUGCUUAUCACUCACCAGCCAACAUCCAGCUAAUAAUACAGCUGCCUGCAGACUGCCCUCCUAGUAACUCAAGGUCUCACUACCUGCUGACUGAUGCCAGGCCAACUGCAAUCAGUGACCCCUCCCCACAUCUUUACAGCCUUCUGUAUGAUGUCAUGUGGUAUGGAGUAAACCCUUGGCUUCAUUCAGGCCAGCUCUCCUGGCUUCAUCCUGUACGGUGUCUCUUCCCACUGAGCCUUGGGAUUGCACACAUCUCUCAGCAAGAACCAUAGCUGUACUGUCAACAUUAUCUUAGCUGGACCUGGGACAUCUUCUAAAUUUGAAAACAAAGGGGUUAGAUGGCGUUUCUUCUUGUUUCUGCAUGUAGGUGUGUAUAUCUGUAGUGAUGUCCUUUGUUGCAGUUAUUCAAAGUAGCACCAACAACUGGAUUUAAACAACAGUGAUGUUGCUUUACGGAUUUGCUACUUGGAAGCAGUUGUAUUUGAACGUUUUCCUCAUGUUCCACGUCUGCUUGUACUGAAACUCACCAUAAAAUUUUGGUGUAGCUUGAGAUUUUAGCUUAUUUUUUUUUCUUGCUUAGGAAAAUUGUCUUGUUGAAAUACAAAAGUUCUUUUGAGUUCUUACAGGUAGCCACUGAGAGGUCAAGUAAUUCUUAAACGUUAUUACACGAAAAAGAGCAUGUAGAUGUAAGUAGUCCAGCUAUUUCUCCUGGUAAUUAUUAACAGCAAAUAUUUUUGCAAAAGAAACUGUUAUAAAAAAGAAAUUUGAAUUGUAUUAUGCUCUGCAGAAACCCAUCUUCAUCUUGGGGCUGGGUAAUAAUUUACUUGCAAAUGUUCUCAUGUAAUCAUUUACUGCAUUUUGAAAUACUUUAAAGUUUGAGAAUGUUUGGCAGUGCUUAUGAAUGAACAUUUAAAACUUUGUCAAUAAUGAAAAAUACACCGAAAAACUACUGCUGUUGCAAGUUGCUGUAGUAGGAGACCUGUCAACCACAUUGCUCAGAGAGGCUGUGGAUGCCCCAUCCCUGGAGGUAUUCAAGGCCAGGUUGGAUGGGGCCCUGGGCAACCUGGUCUAGUAUUAAAUGGGGAGGGUUGGUUGGCCCUGCAUGUGGUGGGAGGCUGGAGCUUCAUGAUCCCUUCCAGCCCCAGCCAUUCUGUGGGGCUUGCAGCAGCAUCUUGUAGAGGUGGUGAAAAGGCUGGUGAUCCCAGCUUGACAGUCUGAAAAGCAUAUUGUUGAAAGAAAGACAAACAAAAACCAGACACACACACAAAGGUAAUCCACCACCAUCAGUUUCUGUUUGGAAACCUCGGCUCUUUUGUUCUGCCUAACACAUUUAACUUGAGAUGUUUGAUGUAAACAUUAGGGAAUAGAUGAGUGUAUACAUUAAGUUCCAUGUAUGCCUUGCAGAUAUUUCUUUUAAUCAGAUGCUUAGUUCUUAACACGCGUGGCAUGUUUCAAUCCCUUUUGCACUGACAUAGCCUACGAACACAUUUCUGGGGAUUUGGCUAUGAAAUAAUUGCCGUGAGUAUUUUCUGAGGUGAUAACCAUUGUGCAUUUCAUUGCGUGCAGUUUGCAUUUGUAGUACAGGAUACAAAAUAACUUUUCAUUACUAAGAUUUAAGGUGCCUUGCCUAUCUUGUUCAUAGAGGCCAUGCUUUCUGUUCCCUCCAGUAAACCAUUUGCACUUUGUUUCAAAGAACAGUUUGGAUAGAGGUGAGAAAAGGUUGCGUCGUGUUCUGUAACAGCGGACGGUAUGGCAAUGAAAGAUCUGUGCGAUGGGAUUUCAGCGGGAUUUCCGCCUGUAUAAUCGCCUACGUGCUUUCUGUUUCAAAGAAAGUUGUCGUGUAAACUAUGUAAAUAAAUUAUUUUAUAUGA
This is a messenger RNA of Meleagris gallopavo (turkey), 3411 nucleotides long. The record is from RefSeq and is a predicted model, not a curated record. NCBI's taxonomy places the organism in Eukaryota, Metazoa, Chordata, Aves, Galliformes, Phasianidae.